Molecule: messenger RNA, 3181 nt
Organism: Bombina bombina (fire-bellied toad)
Lineage: Eukaryota; Metazoa; Chordata; Amphibia; Anura; Bombinatoridae
Gene: NPHP1
Product: nephrocystin 1
Exons: 23
Coding region: 562-2613 (683 amino acids)
Biological process (GO): protein localization involved in establishment of planar polarity
Cellular component (GO): cilium; cytoplasm
Molecular function (GO): protein binding
Source: RefSeq, a predicted model, not a curated record
UUUUGAUGACGUAGAGCAGUUUUAGAUUCCAGAAUUUUUUCCUCUUCUUCAAAUCUGACAUUCUCCUAAAGAGCGUUAGCUGUCAGUAUUCUUUAUAGUUUAUCGUUACUGCAGUAUUUAUUAGUGUUUUGUUCUGUAUGAGUCUAUACAUCCUCUCACUCCUACCCUACGUUAUAUUGAUUUUUUUUUAAAAAAAGAAGAAACAUCGUUAAUUCUUUUCCCCAUUUCUACAAAACUGCUGCAAACAAUCCGCUCACUCUUAAAAAUACUAAGAAAUUAUUUGUACAUUUGUGUUAAUAAUUUUAGAUCUCAAUCUUUGCUUGAUUAAGCUACCGUCUCAUUAUAUUAAUGAACACAAGCAUUACCAAAAUUAAUAUCGUAAAGUUUUUAUAUAUAUUUAUUUUGUAUUUUCAUAGAACUUGUUAAUAUUUAUUUACCAAAGAGGAAGACAUUUUUAAUUUAUGUUGUACGUGUUUUUUUUUAAUUUAGUUAUACUGUUACACUUUUUUGUGGGUCGCUCCGUUUUUCUUCUUUUUUUUUGAGAAUUGAACACAGAAGAUAAUGUCUGCCAAAACGUCAAGAGGUCCUUUGCAAAAUACAGUGAGAGUAACUGAUGAGCUGAAGAGACAGUUUGAUGAUUUGCUUCACGAAACAAUAGAAAAGGAUGUUUUGGAGCCUGCACAAAAGAAAGAAUUCUAUAAAAGGUGCAUGCAGUUAAAGAACGCCAUUGAAAAAAACAGGGAAGCACUUCUCAAAUUAAACAAAACAGAUGAACCUGCCCCCGUAGGGAACUAUGAACAAAAGAAGCAAGAUGAAGAAAGAAGAUUAGUAAAGAUGUCUCGUAGGUUGCAGACACUAGCAGAAACCCUUGCAAAUGUAGAUGAAAGUGUCAAAGAUGGACCGUCUCCUAGUAAUCAAAUUAAAGAUGAUGGUGAUGAAGAAGACAGUGGUGAAGAAGAUGAUUAUGAGGAGGAUGACAAUGCGGAGGACGAUGAAGAUGAGGAAGAAGAAGAGGAUGAAAAUGAAUUAGAUUCUACUAUUAGAGAAUUUAUAACUAUUGGAGAUUUCCAUGCUCAACAGAAAGAAGAUUUAACUUUCAAAAAAGGGGAAGUGCUGCAUAUUCUGAAUAAAAAGCCUGAUGGUUGGUGGUUGGCCCAGGAUUCUAAAGGGAAUAAAGGCAUUGUCCCAAAAACCUACCUGCAGGUAUAUAAAAAAGGUGAACCAAGUCCAGAUCCUAGUGAGGAAGAAAGUGAAGAUGAUGGGGAGGAGACAACAGAUGUCAAACCUAUUAAGCCUACAGAAGAGUCCAUUUCUCAGUUGAAUUCAUCUAAGAAGAGCCAAGAGCAGAUGAGUUCGGCCGAUGCUUUGACAACCAUGGGUACAAUACCUUCUGGCUUCCGAAUGUCAACACUGGCACAGCUCCUAGAGCAAGGUGAACAAUACUGGCAGCACUCAUACCUAAAGCCUGACAAAAAGCCUGAACGUCUGGAACUUCAGCCAGACGUUUGCAAGCGCGAUAGCUCUGGGAUUCAAUCCCUCCCUACACGCAUCUCAUUGAUCUUGACAUUGUGGAGCUGUAAAAUGAUACCUCUACCAGGGGCAACUAUUCAGAUCCUCAGCAGACAAGUGCGACUCUGUUUGUUUGAUGGUGUCAAAAUUUUGAGCAACAUUCACACAGUCAGAGCUUCAUGGCUGCCGAAACAUUUCAAAACCUGGACGUUUUCGCCUCGGGUCACCGGUAUUCUCCCCAGCAUACUAGAUGGUGAUUGCUUCAUCAGAUCCAGCAAUCAGUCUCCAGAAAUUGGAAUACUAUUUGAGCUAGGAGUCACCUAUAUGCGCAAUUCUACAGGUGAAAGAGGAGAACUGAGUUGUGGAUGGGCCUUUUUAAAACUUUUCGAUGUCAACGGAAUGCUGUUGCCUACCAAGACGUACGAGCUUACUUUGAAUGGGGGUACACCGUAUGAACGAGGUGUAGAAGUUGAUCCAUCUAUAAUAAGACAAGCAAAUACUGGAGUUUUUCAUCAAAUGAUGACCCACAGAAGGCAACCUCGACUUUUAGUAAAACUUAGAUCUUUAAACACAAGAAGAAGAGAUAUGCUAAACUUGCUUCCUGAAACUUUGGUCGGCAGCUUGUGCCACAUUCGUUUGUUGGCGUUCUAUCGACAAAUCCUUGGUGAUGUGCUACUGAAAGAAAGAAAAAGCAUGCAGAAUGCAGAUCUGAUUUGCAAUCCUUUAUUGGCGACAUUUCCUAGACUUUUGGAGCAAACAGAUAUCAUGGAUGCCUUACGAAGUGGUUGGGCAGAAAAAGAGAACUCUUUGAAACGCUCGCAGAAGAGAGACAGAGAGUUCAUGAAAAAUGCAUUCAUUCAUGUCUACCAUGACACUGCAUACCCUCUUCUAGAGUCCAUUAUACUGCAGGGAUCCAAGUGGAAGGAGGAUGAGACAGAAGCCACCCGUUGGAAAGUUAUUGCUGACUUUCUAAAACAAAACCGCGAGAAAGAUGGAUCUCUCUACUUUCUCUUAUCCUCUGACAUUAUUCACAAGCCAUUUGAUAUCUCUGAAAUUACAUAUGAUUUUCUUGAUGCUGCAAGAAAAUAUGAUAUUUCAUCAUGACAUUUCCACAUUGCAUAAACAAUGAAGAACUUGUCAUUAGCAUUUUGUAUAAUAAAUUGAAUGUUCAUUAUAUUAUUGUUUUCAAUAUUUAUUUUAUAUCAUCAAUUUAAUUUAAUGGACACUUUUUCUUUCAUGAUUCAGAUAGAACAUAUUCAAACAAUUUUCCAUUUGACUUCUAAUAUCUAAUUUGCUUAGAUAUCUUGGCAUACUUCAUUAAAAAUAAUACCUAGGUAUGCUCAGGGGCUGGUAGCUAGCUACUGAUUGGGGUGGCUCCACAUAUAUGCCUCUUGUCAUUUGGCUUACUGAUGUGUUAAGCUAGCUCUCAGUAGUGCAUUGCUGCUCCUACAGUAAAGGAUACUAAGAGAAGGAAGCACAAUUGAUUAAAAAAAAGCAAAUUGGAAAUGUCUGACUCAUAAAAGGAAAAAAAAUGUUUUUCAUGUCCCUUUAAUUUUUAAUGUGCAAUUUCAGUAUGUAAAUUACACUUUGAUACAGUUUACAAAAAUAACACAUUUAUGUACCUUGUGUUCUUAAACAAAAAAUAUAGAGAAAUAAAGUUUUAAUAAAAUAA